AUGUAUCAUUUAUAUUAUAAGUAUGGGGUGGAUACGGUGGAGGCUAUGGUGGCGGUUACGGUGGCGGGUAUGGCGGUUAUGGCCGGGGUGGUUAUGGCGGAGGCUAUGGUGGAUACGGAGGUCGUGGCGGAUAUGGCGGUGGCUAUGGAUACGGCCGUUAAUCAAAUGAUUAUGGACUGAACUCUAUGAGAAAAAAAAGCAAUUAUAAAUACCCUGUUAAACUGAUUUCUUAAAUAUGUUUAAACUAAAUUAUGACAAUUAAAAAACUUUUGUAGUGCUUCAAGUA
Messenger RNA from Medioppia subpectinata, 286 nucleotides. Lineage: Eukaryota; Metazoa; Arthropoda; Arachnida; Sarcoptiformes; Oppiidae. The record is from the annotation of a GenBank genome assembly.